AUGAAGCCAGUCAGACAAUUGAAUUUUAUUAGGAAAGUUAGUGUUGGGGCAUCACCAUCUAGUUCGGUUCCAUCACCAACUCAGGCCAGUGCUAAAGUAGAUCAUAGUGUUAGUGAUCCAAAGAAUAUUAAGUAUGCUGAUAAUUUGGCAGUUAAACAGAACUUAGAGCUGGCAGAGUUCCAAGCGUUGGGGAUACCACCAACUAUAAUGUCAGUUCAAUCACCACCUUCGGUACCGGUUUAUAUAAGAAGAGGGUCAUUAUUAUCAGUUUAUGGAGUUGAUUCUGCAAAUAACAAAGCACCAAUUCAACACCAAUUAGAGAUUAUCAAUCCAAUUAAGAGGUUUAUCUAUGGGAAUUAUGCUUCGAGCUAUCUUAAAUUGAUAUCAACUACACCAUUUUCGAUGUUGGUAAGUUCAAUUUCGAGAAAUUUUUCAAUUUUCACUAAAUCUAACAAUAAAUCGUUUGUAUCACUUAAUUUGGAUGGGAUUAAUGAUUGGGCCAUCUUGGAUAACCAAGCAUUACAAGUGUACACUGGGAACUCAUUAAAAGUUGGAAUGUAUAAAUUACCAUAUUAUAUACUGAAGGCAUUAUCUAAAAAAUAUGAAAUUCCAUCAAAUUCAUUAACUGGUUUAUAUAAAUGGAAUUCUUUAGGGUAUACUUUGUUAAGUGGAAGAGGACAAGUUGGAUUAGUUGGAAAUGGAACUAUUUAUAAUGUAAAUUUACGUCCUGAAGAAGAAAUUUUAAUUAAUCAAAAUAAUUUAUUAGGAAUUAGUGUCAAUGGACCAUACGAUUUACAAAAUUGUAUAUUGAAAUAUUCAUUCCCAAUUAAUAAUGAAAACGAUUCUGAUUUACAAAAACAAAUUGAAACAACCUCAAUCAAAUUAACCAAAAAGGAAGUUGACUCUUCUACCAUGGGUACUUAUGGAUAUUAUUUCAACUUGAUUAAAGAUGGAUUACAAUCUUUAAUUACUUCUUUUAAAAAAAUUCGUUCAGUUUUAUUGACUUAUUUUGUUGGAAAUCAAGAAUUUAUUAAAAUUGUUGGACCACGUAAUUUAUUAUUACAGUCAAAUAGUCCAAAUCAGUAUAAACUUGAUAAUAAUAAUAUUUCAUAUUCAACCAUACCUUUGAGUUCAAAAUCCGAUAAACAUGUUCAUCAACAGAUAGAAAAUAAAACUGCUUCGGAUUAUUUAAAUUAUGUUAAAGUUGACAAAUCAGGAACUAAUUUCAAAAGUACCCCAGAUUUUAAAGAAACAAUUGAAAAAAAAGUUUAA
Messenger RNA from Hyphopichia burtonii NRRL Y-1933, 1272 nucleotides. RefSeq lists its product as uncharacterized. Gene Ontology annotation, cellular component: mitochondrial inner membrane. Gene Ontology annotation, biological process: inner mitochondrial membrane organization. The record is from RefSeq and is a predicted model, not a curated record. The transcript has a single exon. Bases 1 to 1272 code for a protein of 423 amino acids. NCBI's taxonomy places the organism in Eukaryota, Fungi, Ascomycota, Pichiomycetes, Serinales, Debaryomycetaceae.